Bactrocera oleae (olive fruit fly) is the source of this 6699-nucleotide messenger RNA. It is a transcript of the gene Taf3, whose product is annotated as TBP-associated factor 3. Lineage: Eukaryota; Metazoa; Arthropoda; Insecta; Diptera; Tephritidae. Gene Ontology annotation, cellular component: transcription factor TFIID complex. Gene Ontology annotation, biological process: positive regulation of transcription by RNA polymerase II. The record is from RefSeq and is a predicted model, not a curated record. Gene Ontology annotation, molecular function: p53 binding; protein heterodimerization activity; transcription factor binding.
AUCGAUAAACUAGUACAAGGCUCGAAGAAAAUUUAUUGUAAUAUAGUGUAUUCAGCUUUAAUAAAUUGUUGUAAAUUAUUGGUUAAAUCGUGAAUUGUCGGUGUUAUAAGUAAUAUUAUCAAUCAGGAACGUGAAAUAUAUUUCAAGUUCAUCUACACAUUCGGAAAUUAUACUUCAUGAGCAAAUAAACAACGUAGUACUUUCAUGCAACUUAUAUUGUCCAACAUAUAAUGACAGACCAUUUUAUGCGAGAGAUCUUGCGAACAGCUGUCGCUCAAGUUUGUCAGACUAUUGGUUACCAUGUUGUACAAACAACCUCUUUUGAGUUGCUUCAGGAUAUUCUACAAAAAUUCCUUCAUGAAUUCUCUCGGGACUUGCGAAGACAAGUUGAACACUAUAAUAGAACGGAGGCAAGUUUGGAUGAUAUUUAUAUUACCCUAAGUAAUUUAAAUAUUAACAUAAGCGAACUGCUUGAUUAUACCAACAACGUGGAGCCAGUGCCCUUGGCUGUGGAGUUACCAAAAUUUCCAGCACAUAAGAAUACAAACUUGAAUUUUUUGAAGCCUGGAAGUAAGGAAGUUCUUAUUCGUCCUGUUCAUAUAUAUGAAUAUCUACCACCUAUGUUACCAGCAGAUUCGAAAAGUAUAUUGCCUUCACAUUACUUGCACUCUGAUUCACAGUUCCUUAAAUCGAGUUCGAUUAAUAUGAGUAAUGAUUGCGAAACUAAAACGGAACGAUAUUUACCUACAUAUACCAAUACAUUAACUUGUAUGAAUAAUGCGAAUAGACUAGGUGUGUCAAAAGAUUCUCUUGAUCCUUCUCAAGAGGGUCCUAAAGUCACGUUGAGUUCAUCUCAUAUGUUUGAUGAAGAAGGACGUCCUACCAGAGAAAUCAGUAGCGUUGUAAUGACAACAGGCGGCUUUAUUUCCCCCGCUAUUGAAGGAAAACUUCCGGAUACCAAAGUACCAAAAUUUGUCGAAAAACUGAUGGGCUUGGAUGCACCACCACCCACUUCGCCCGCUGCAGGUGUGAGUUCUGAAAAGUUUAAAACUGCAGAAUACAAACACCCCAGUAACAGUACAACGUUAACUGCAGGUGUUAACGAAGCUGUUCACACCUAUUCGUUGCAACCAAAACCGGUGCUAAAUUUAGAAAAAUCAGAACUUGCAGGGGACGUAGCAAGCCAGCUCGUGGUACCAUCUUCGAAAGAUUUGAUUCCGAACGAAAAUGGAUCUGAUAUAACUAAUAUAGGCGUUAUAAAGAAGGCUGGAUGGAGUCCUAUAACAAAGCAUAUGCAGAUGCCAACAAUUGCUACGAAGUUGCUCAAUAAAGCAAAAAAAAAAAGUCCUCUUGAUCUGCAAAAUGCAUUGAUAGCUAAAUCAUAUCUACCAGAUGCAAAAAAUUCCGACACUUUGAUAUCACCUCGAGUGGAAUGUUCGGAAAAACUUCAUAAAAAAAACAAAAGGAUGUUGCAGAAUCUAUUAAACCCAGGAUUCGAAUCAUGCUCAGUCUCAUCGGAUUAUAGUAAUUCUGUUCUUCAACGUCAUAAAAUUGAAAAGUAUCUCAAAAAACAAUCAAAACAUCAAAAAAAAUUGCUGCAUAAGCAAAAACAGAGCGAAGUAUUGAAGAAAAAUUUGGAGUUACCAAAGAUUAUUGGAGAUAAAAUACCCGUACCACUAUCAUCGAGUACGAAAACCUUACGCGCUAGUUCAGUUGUUAAGGAGAGUGUACUUCCUGAAGUACCAAAGGAAAAAACAUGUCUUCCGAAAUCCGGCUUAACCGAUAUUUCUUACACGUUCUCUCAAAGUAGCACUACCGAUAAUAGUAUUAGUGCAAAUAACAGUGGAAGUACGGUCGACAACGUGAAGCUGUCUCCAAAUGCUACUUUUCUGGAAAAAAAAACCUUGUCGGGUGUUAAAUUAUCGACCGAGCUUGAUAAAAAUAAAUUAAAUAUUUUUAAAAAAAUUUCGAAACAGAAGUCACAAAAACCAGCAUCACCAAACAAUCGUUUGCCUUCGACACAAAUGUCUGGUGGAAAUGACGGUCAAUUUAUCAACCUUCCUUGCGGGACUACAAUUACACCCACACCUACCAGUCUAAAAUGUAUGAUAGCAAGCGACACAAUUUUGCACAAUUCCGCUCUAAUAGAAAAAAAAUCAAAGGUGUCGGUUAAUUGCGAGCUAGGUGGCAUGGCCGAGAAUAUUUCUGCCAAUAACAUAACAGGCGUUAUUAUCCCAAACCAAAUAAGCCAGCCACCGUUACAAAUUAGUGAAGAUAUUAAACCUAAAAAACGUGGUCGUAAGCCAGGAAGCAAAAACUUACCAAAACAAAUAAUUGUUAGUCCUAUCGACUCAAAUGAUGUUUCACAUUCGAAGAAAUUGAAGAAGUUUAAAAAUUCUAAAUACGAUUCACAAUAUCCCCUUCAUUUAGAAACAAGAAAUUUACUGGAACUAACUAAUCCCCUCGAUAAGUUAACACCAACUUUAGGUCAUGGUGUUGAUGCCAUUACCUCCAGUCUAUCAGCGAAUAUAAAAGACGUUCGAAAAGAACGGAAGAAAACCAAAUCUAAAAAUUUGAAUAUGUCCACGACCGUGCAAAAAGAAUAUAACGCUGAAACAGCAGUUCCAACUAAAGAAGAAGUCAAUACUAUUAACAAAAAACUAAUGCGUAUGGAUACAAUUUUACAACCAUUGGGAGCGUUUAAUGAUGCCAUGGUUGAUCCGAAUGCGGAUAUUACGCAAACUUUAUCUCAUAAGCCAUUGUGUUAUAAGUCUCCUACUAGAAAGAGGCAAUCUCCACAGAUUCCGCUUCAAUUACAUACAAUUCCAAGUGUAAUGCCUGGUUCCCAUCAGUCGUUUAUGUAUAAACCAGUAAUGGGCGGGAUCCCUGAUCUAUUAAAACUUUGUCCGUUCCCAUCUGGACCUGGUCUCAUACCGCAUAGUGCUCAGAAUAUGUUAUAUCCGCGUUUACCGCCAACAUUUCAUUUACCUAUUCCAAAUUUGCGACAGCAAAGCACCACUAAGCCGAUAAUUACAGAGUCAACAAUCAAUCAUUCGUCGUUAGACCCUCUCUUACCCCUACUGAAUGAUGAUUUCAUUUUUUGCGAUGUACCGCAAUUCGUCCCCGAGUCAAUGACACACACAUCAACUUUGUCAAAACCAGAGAUGAGGAACCCAGAAACAGAAUGUUCAAAUCUCGAAUUUCAUAACUUGUCUACGUUUUGUGAAAAACUUUUAGAAACACCUGAACUCUGGGCUCCACUCGAAAAUAUUUCAAUACCAACAUCGCCAGGUUGUAUGUCGUUGAACACAUACGAAUUCCCAACACCAAAUGAAAAUGCUACCAAUUCUCUUAAGCCAAUUACAGAAACUCUUAUGUUCGGGGACGCAACAUCUUCUAUAGCUUCACCCACACUAAAUUUGGAUGAAAUAUUAGAACUUUUUGAUGAAUGCAAUGAACUCCCAUCAUCGCUACUCAAUAACUCAAAUUCGCCCAACCAGAGCGAAUUGGAUCAAAGUCAGCUUGAUUUAACAGCGACUCUAUUGAAUUUCUUUCAAAAGGAGGAUAUUUUAGCAAUUUGCAAUGAAACGGCGAAAAACUCAACAGAGUCGUCAAUCAGUGGCACAUCGUUGGAACCUACUCUGUUCCAAGCAAGUGGAGAACGUAACUAUUGCAACGUGCCACCUUUCGUUCCCGAAUCAAUGAAACUUACUCCACCUGAUGUUAUAUCUGAAAUGACGAAAGCAGAGCGAGAAUGUCCAAAAACUCCUAAGGUUCAGCACUCGACUACGGUCAGUGAAAAGAUACUAAAGACUCCUGAGAUUUGGAGUACCCCUGAAACGGGUUGCAAGUCGAUUCCAAGCACGCCAGGUGGUAUGUCGUUGAAUACAUACGAGUUGCAUUUACAAAACGAACGUGCUACAAAAUCUCCAAAGUCAAACGCGGAUAAUCCAGUAUUCGUUGGUGGUAUGUAUUCUAAACAUGCAUCGCCUAGUACAGUUCUAGCGAAAUCUUCUGCAGCUACGUCUAUUCUUAAUACCGAUGACCCUAUAGAAUUAUCCGACGAUUCCAUUGAGUACUCAACAACCAUGUUGAAUUCUUUAAGUUCGACCAAUUCCAAGGACUUGCAACAAAAUCAACUUCAUUUAACAACGACGUCUCUAAAUUUUUCUCAAAUCGAGGAUUAUGUACCUAUUCGAAAGGAUAUGACAAAAAAUUCAUCAGGUGAUCUUUAUUUGAGCGCAAAAGAUCCAAAAAUGUUCCCAAAGGCUAAUAAAUUUCUCAAAACUACUAAAAACUUUCUCCCAACUCCAACAGAAAAUGUGUCCCAAAUAGAUCUGUUUAGCUCAGAAAAACGUGGGGUCGGUAAAUUAGCAGGAGGUGCGGAUUUGAUACCAUUAAUUUCAACUGGUUCGGCGUAUUCUGCAAAAACUAUACCGUCCACCAGCUUAACAGCAACUGUAGCAGCUCCAUUUUCAUUAUCCAAAAAAGAUAUUUAUUCAACUAAUGCAUUUGAAAACUCAUUAUUAUCAACAAAUAUAACAGGCAAUGAGUUUUUGUCUGUAAAUAAUGAACUUCAGCGAAAGAAGAAAGAUCACAAAAAGCUAAAAAAGUUGAAAGACGACAAAAUCAAAAAGAAGAAGGAUAAGAAGGCAAAAUGUAAAGAACGUACAGAUCACCACGAAAAUUUUUUAAAUAAAAAUGAAAAGAGUCAUAAAGAGAAACUAAAAGAUUCUCUAAGGUGUGAUGAAGAACAGCAACUAGUGAAUAAAGAUUUAUUAAAAAAAUUAAAAAAGGAAAAAAAAAAGAAAAAUAAGCAGGUAUGCCAUAUUACCAUAUUAGAGAGAGUAUUUCGACUAAAUUAUAAAAUGCCAACAACACUAACACCAAGUUAAAAAUUCCUUUGAAUGAUGUGACGCCUUUGCUGAGAAGCCGGGUCGUUAAUUUUUUAAUUACAAAUUUGUGGAUCAAAAAUUGGAUUUUCAAUUUUGAAUGACAACAUCGGAAUUAGAAAUAGAAAAAGGAAUUUUUAAUCCAAGAUUAAAUGUUAGGAUUAGAAAUUGCAAAUCUAAUUUUUAUCCAAGAUGUUUGAAAUAAAAAAUUUAUAAGUUUAAAGAAAGUUUUUUUAAGGGGUUACAUGGGUUUCGCGGCUUCAUAAAAAAAAUAUUUUUUUAUUGUCUUAUUUAAUUCUAUAAUAUCUCUAGAAUAUUGUCCCAAAUUCUCAAGUUGAUAUCAGUAACAGUUUUGGAGAUAGAGCUUUGAAAAGUUGCGCGCUCGAGGUCAGCUAUUGUGUCACUGAAAACUUUAAACGCGUUUUUCUGGUUGGUUGUCAAGAUUUCUCGCGAACUACUCAACCGAUCGAAUGAAAUUUUAUACAGGUGUUUGAGAUGCAAUUUACUCAUACCUGGACGAAGGAUUUUUUUUUCAAUUACAACUAUUUUAAAAAAGGAAAUGUCGAGCAAAUUUGACCGAAAUUUUAUUUUUGUUUUGGAAAAAAGUCUGGCAAAAUUCCAAUUCGAACUUGUUUUUUUUCCUUCGUUCAAGUACGAGUUUAAGGUAUGAACUAAAACACAUAUAUAUUUAUUAGUACUUUAAAUGAUCUUGUCAGGAGGUAUGCUUACAACGCGGACGCACCUUUUUUUCGAGGGGUUACCGGAAAUGACGUUACAAUGGCGGAGUUUUUUUUGAAAAUUUCAGAAAUUAUUCUCUAAAUGUUUAUCUUUAAGACAAAAAAAUUUGAAUUCAAUAAAUAAUUUUUUAUAUAAAAAAAAAACAAUUGAAAAUAGGCCGUUUUUUACCCAACGAAACCAUGCAACCCCUUAAUCCCGUAUUUGUAAUUCAAAAUGGGGUUGUUUUGUCAAUCCUGUAUCUGGGAUUAUGAAUUUAAAAAUUAUUUUAAUUAUGAUUUAAUUGAAAUAUUUUUUAAAUGAAUUUUUUGCAACCCUGCCUAAGAGUAGACUAUAGUGAGAGAUGAAUCUGAUAUAUCAAAUUGGCUUUUGAACUACACAAAAAAAAUUUGAUUUUUACUACGUGAUUGGUAUAAAAACGCAAUAAUAUUAAUUCGGUCUUAAUACUCUCUGUUAAUUUAUAAUAGUAGCAUAAGACGUUAGUUAACUUGCUUUUCAUACUACUAUAAUACAUACCAUACCGCUCGUUUAAAAUAAUUGAUAAAGUAAAUUUUUUUUAUAUAAACAGUAUAUAUAUUACUUUAUAUUGUCCGAUGCACAUACACUGUUUAAUUAUGAUUAUUUUUAUUUAAUCUGCAUCGUAGUUGCAACUUAUGAACACGCAAAAAUUGUGCAUUUCCUACAAAAUCGGUUUUAUUUAAUUACUUCUUUGCAUUGAGGACUCCGCUUACGAAAAUAAUAUCUGCCAGACCGAUCACUCUCAUAGCAUCCAUCAUGUUACAUAAAUCACCUUAUGCAAUAUUUUCUUUGCAAAACGCCUAAAGCUCGUUAUAAAUCCAUUCACUAUAAAGUAUUAGGAUAAUUAUAUAUGUAUAUAAAAUAUAUACUUAUCAAACAAAAUAACCUUAUAGAAAUUAGUACUUUAUAGAUAGUAAUAAAAGGCAAAAGUUAUUAACACUUUACACUAGUUAUAAUAUAAUUAAAAUGUAUUUUAAUGCAUACUUUGUACAAAUAUAUAUUUAACUGACGUGUUAUGAAAAAUAUUGUUUAGCUAUUUUCGGAAGACUUGGUC